Solanum lycopersicum (tomato) is the source of this 3426-nucleotide messenger RNA. Its product is annotated as chlorophyllase-2. Lineage: Eukaryota; Viridiplantae; Streptophyta; Magnoliopsida; Solanales; Solanaceae. The record is from RefSeq and is a predicted model, not a curated record.
AUACUAAUAAAAUAGGAAAACUAUGCAGACUAGUAAAUUUAUAGCCAAUAUUAGGUACUAUAGCAAUAAUUUAUGAAAGCUGUCAUGGCUACAAUUUUUAAAUUCUUGCUAUUCAUCUGAUUUGUACAUUUCUCUUGAUUUUAUAAAAAGUCAGAAUUCGUAUAAUUCGAUUCCUGAUUGUAUAGAUCCAAAAAUUUUAUAUGUUGACCCUAGCUAUUUGUAUAUGAUUUAUGAAAAAUUACCUUUUAUAUAUUAGCAAGAAAAAAAAAUAUAAAUAUGGUGUUCUGGAAAAUUUUCUAAUGUAUAUAAAUUCAUAAUUUACAUAUACUUACUCUUUUGUAUAUUUGUAAGCGAAACAUACAAACUGCAGUCUUUAUAGUAAACAAAAUUAUAGCUAUUAAGUACAAUUAUCGAAACUAUAGCCGUAGAAUUUUAUUACGUUUAUACGCAAAGGGCCCAACAAAUUGGGUCAUCCGUUUGAUCUGGGCAAACAUUAAACUCACAUUGGUUAAAGAUUAGUGUUAGAAUUUAUAAUGAUAACACGUAGAAAUCUCAGUUAAUUAUAUUGAUAUAUAUUAGUUUAUGAUAUUAUGAAUCUUAUCAUAAUUUGAUACAUUUAAUAUAUGAGGUCAAAAUUAAAUAUAAUUUUAUAAAUACGUCAUAUCCAAGUGACUCAUAUAUAUAUAUGGACUAUAUAUUUAAUAAUGUUUGCCAAAUAUAUUUUCCAAUCAAUUUGGUCAAACAUUUUUUACCAAAUUUACUAAUGGCAAAUCUUUAGUUGACUCUAGUACCCAUUGUUUCCACUGCCCCAAGUACAAAACAAAAACCCAAAAUACUAUGGGAACACACAUGACUUAUAAGGUGUGAGCAAAACAAGGGCCAAAAUAAUCAACUUUAUAUACAAGCUAUCAAGAAAAUAAUAUAAGUAGAUUCCAAAACACACCCACAAAAAAAAAAAUUAAAAAAAAUAUAACAACAAACUCAUCCAUGGUGAUAACUUACUCUUCUUCCCCUACUACAUCCUCAACAAUUUUUGACAUUGGAAAUUAUUCAACUAAGUUGUUGAAUAUUGAGCCACAAUCAUGCAUUAAUUCUUCUUUUCCUUCUCCUCCAAAGCCACUCUUGAUUUCUACUCCAUCACAAGGAGGAAAUUUUCCAGUAAUUUUAUUCCUUCAUGGUUACCUUCUUUUCAAUUACUUUUACUCUCAGCUUAUCCAACAUAUCUCUUCUCAUGGCUUCAUUGUUGUUGCUCCUCAGUUGUAUUUGGUGGAAGGAACAGAUACAACUACGGAUAUAAAAUCUACUGCUGAAAUCACAAACUGGUUACCUGACGGAUUACAUCGUUAUCUUCCCUCUCAUGUUGGGCCAAAUUUGAAAAAGCUCGGGUUAGCUGGCCAUAGUCGCGGUGGAAAAGCUGCAUUUGCGCUAACUCUUGGUAAAGUUACUAAUGUUACUACUGAUCUAAAAUUCGGCAUUGAUCCUGUUGAUGGUUUGGGUAAUGGAAAGCAGACCACGCCACCCGUCCUCACAUACAUUCCUCAGUCUUUCAAUCUGGAUAUGGCGGUUAUGGUAAUUGGCUCGAGUUUAGGAGAGGUAAAAAGGAAUCCUCUAUUUCCUGCUUGUGCUCCGAAGGGAGUAAAUCAUCGCGAUUUCUACAACGAAUGUGUUAGGCCAGCGUGUUACGUUGUAGCUAAGGAUUAUGGACAUGUUGAUAUGCUAGACGAUGAAACGAAAGGGGUAAGAGGAAAGGCAACUUAUGGUUUGUGCAAGAAUGGUAAAUCUAGAGAGCCUAUGAGAAGGUUUGUUGGAGGAAUUGUGAUUGCUUUCUUGGACGAUUAUUUGAAAGGGAAUUCAAGUGAUUUAAUGCCUAUUAAAGAUGGAUAUGUUACAUUGCCUGUUGAGCUUCGAGAUGUGGAUUUUCGAAUGUAGUUACAAUGUGACUUUGAUUAUGAAGAAAUAAAUCCAAGUGCUCAACUAUCUUUUUCUAAAAUCUCGUGAUGUACAGGUCUAUGGUACCUGCUAUCUCAUACCAAUACAUGUUUCUCAUUAUAUUAUCUUGAAUAGUCAUUUCUAUUUAUAUUUUCAUCAUGCAACAAGUUAGUGGUCUAGUUAGGUCAUAUUAAGCCAUAGAGAAUUUGAUCCUGUUUAUAUCAUUUCUGUUAUUCUCUAGUAUUAGCAUUUUCCUGAAGCUAUUCUACUAUCAUUCUAGUUUUUAGAUGAACGAUCCUUCUAUUUAGAUCGGUGAUUUCGUUUGACCGAGUCAACUAUCGAAAGUAUUGCAAGCAAUCUACACUAAACUAGAAGCUAAAAAUAGAAAUUCCACGAAUCCUUUGGUGGAUAAAUCCAACGACUCAGCAGUAGUGCAGAAUUAAAUUUCUUUGUCUGGUAGAUCUGAUCUAUAGUUAGGGGGCAAUAUAUAUCAAAAGGUUCGAAGAAGGGCUGGCACGAAGUUAGCCGGGGCUUCUUUCUCGAGUCCUGUCAUGAUCGCGCACUUAACGCUAUGAAAUAGCUAUACUAUAUUAGUUGAAGAAGGUAUUAUCAAACGACGGUCCAGUGCACUAAGCAUGAUCACCCAUUAGGAGAAUGGUUGUACCGAAGGGGUGCGAUAUAGCUAGACUAUUCAAAUGCAAAUGAUUGUUUCCGAUCAACUUUGUGUUCUUUGGAGCCAGAACAAAGUGUGUCCGGUAUUUUAUUAAAUAAGUAAAAACAAAUGUUGCUGCUACUAAUGAAAUUUGAAAAUGCAAACACUAUAUUUAUCAUUAUACUUGUAUAUACAAAUAACAAUAUCACUUUUUGGCUUCGAUAAACUUGAACCAAGACCCCUCAUUGGUUGCUUCAAAUAUUUAAUUUGUUGUUGGUUGCUUUGACCGAGGCUAUUUUAGUCUUUUUCCUAACCCUCAACCUGUUGAGGGCAUUCUGGUACUUUCCACUAAAUCAAGAUUAGGGUUUUCCUGAGCCGACUUGCCGCUCUCACACUCUGUAUAUUAUAUAUAUUCAACUACCUCUGUUUUUUCUUUGAAACUCCAUUGUUGCCUCCGUUUAGCAGCAAGUAUUUUUUUUUUCUUUUCUUUUAUGGAUCAAUUGAUUAGUUAUAUUUUGUGUUUUCCAUGUGAUUUUGAAUUUCUGAAUCUAGUCUCUUUGAGGCUGUGAUGAUGAAUAAUUAUACCAUCAAACUUUGAAAGUUUAUACAUUAAACUUGUUGAUUCAAAUACAAUUCUCUGAUGCCUCUUUCUUAGUAAUUAACAACAACUGGAAACUUCUUUAUUUUUCUUUAAUUAUGACAUAAAGGCAAUAAAUUAGAGUCUCUGAUGCACUUUGUUGAUAGUGUAAUCAGCGCUGUAUGUUGCCGAUUAUGAAAUUUUGGCGGAGACUAUGGCACCAAUCAUUCAAUUUCUCAGAUGCAUUGUGCAUUCAGAUGCCUCUACA